UGUGCCCCUGUACAUCAUAACUAAAUCAACAGCGUCUAUACCACCCAGAAUGUCCAUCGAGUGGUUGAAAUCAAGCCACAUGGUCUCCUACUGCAUGACUGUAAAAGGAGUGGAGGUGGAGGUUGUGUUACCCCGCAGUAUGGGCAGUAUGCGGUGUCAUCUUUUCAAUGUUGUGUCUGCCUCGAGGUCUGACUUUAUCUUUUUCAAAAUCCAAAAUUACUUCUCGUCUACAAUCAAGAUACAGCAGUUAUGUCCGACAAUUCAUCAACACUUUAUGCGAAGGCUGUGGUGGAAGCUCAAAAGAUAGUUCAUUAUGUACUCGACAAGGCUCCAGGGGCAUAUGAAAGUGGGAGAGAGGCUGCCGUAACAGCUGCUGCUAAGAUUCAACCUACACUCAACUCUGCUAUAGAGAAAACACCAAUCCUCAUAGAACGGUCCAAAGAAGCGGCACAGCAGUUGUAUCAAGAUGCUCCCAAACAUCUGGGCACUGCGAAGGUUGCAGCACAGAAGUAUUAUCACGAUGCUCCCAGACACCUGGACACUGCGAAGCAAGCUGGCUCGAGAGCUCUUGAAAAUCCUAGCCAGUCUGUAAGACAGUUGUUGGAGAAUGUGGGGCCUGUCGUCCGUCAGCACCCAUAUAUCAGCGGUUUUGUAGUAUGGGUAGCACUAGCUGCGAAAUUUGGACCCUUUUGGCCUGUUCGUGCUCUGUUGAAAAUACUCGGAUUUGGUAAAGGCGUUACACCAGGCAAGUAAACUUUGACCCAUUUCGUUUCGGGUCAAGUAUUGACAGAUUGUAGGAUCGACUGCAGCAUCGUGGCAGUCCCGACAAGGAAACGUACAACGCAAGUCGUGGUUUUCUCUAUUCCAAUCGUAUGGGAAUAGAUUGAAUUAAACUAGGUUUGUCAAUGUUGAGAGACAAAUAUAUGUGAGACCGGAGCGGAGAGUCGAUUACAAAAUGAAAUGAGAAGAUAUAUCUGUGUUUUUCCUAUCCUGCGUAGCCAUUAAUUUUCAUCUGUUUGGGGACGCAUGGAUACGUCCCGUUUGUUUCUCCCAGUCUGCACUACUUUUUAGCGAACAUAUUUUUUAUCACAC
Molecule: messenger RNA, 1092 nt
Organism: Sclerotinia trifoliorum
Lineage: Eukaryota; Fungi; Ascomycota; Leotiomycetes; Helotiales; Sclerotiniaceae
Source: the annotation of a GenBank genome assembly